Cygnus atratus (black swan) is the source of this 1598-nucleotide messenger RNA. RefSeq names its product RAB35, member RAS oncogene family (gene RAB35). The record is from RefSeq and is a predicted model, not a curated record. Bases 13 to 750 code for a protein of 245 amino acids. The transcript has 6 exons. Gene Ontology annotation, molecular function: GTP binding; GTPase activity. Gene Ontology annotation, biological process: endocytic recycling; Rab protein signal transduction. NCBI's taxonomy places the organism in Eukaryota, Metazoa, Chordata, Aves, Anseriformes, Anatidae. Gene Ontology annotation, cellular component: endosome membrane; plasma membrane.
GCGGCGCGGCGCAUGCGCAGCAGCGCGGCUGUCAGUUCCGGCCGCAGGUCGGGAAGUGGGCCCGGGCCCGCCGCCGCCCCCCCCCUCAGCUCCGGUUCCCCCCCCCCCGCCUCCCGCCCGCCGCCGCCGCCGCCGCCCCCGGCCAUGGCCCGGGACUACGACCACCUCUUCAAGCUGCUCAUCAUCGGCGACAGCGGUGUGGGCAAGAGCAGUUUGCUGUUGCGCUUUGCAGAUAAUACCUUCUCAGGCAGCUACAUUACCACAAUCGGAGUGGAUUUUAAAAUCCGGACGGUGGAGAUCAAUGGAGAGAAAGUGAAGCUACAGAUCUGGGACACAGCUGGACAGGAGCGCUUCCGGACCAUCACAUCAACGUAUUACAGAGGAACGCAUGGGGUCAUUGUUGUCUAUGAUGUAACCAGUGCAGAAUCUUUUGUGAAUGUAAAACGGUGGUUGCAUGAAAUUAAUCAAAAUUGUGAUGAUGUCUGCCGGAUACUAGUGGGGAAUAAAAAUGAUGACCCGGAACGAAAAGUGGUAGAAACAGAAGAUGCCUAUAAAUUUGCUGGGCAGAUGGAGAUCCAAUUGUUUGAGACCAGCGCCAAAGAAAAUAUUAAUGUGGAAGAGAUGUUUAAUUGCAUUACAGAGCUAGUUCUGCGAGCAAAGAAAGAAAACAUAGCAAAGCAGCAACAGCAGCAACAGAAUGACGUGGUGAAGCUAACGAAGAACAGUAAAAGGAAGAAGCGGUGCUGCUAAUGCCCUUUCCCUGCUGCAGAGACUCUGCUCUGACAGAUCAGCCCCUCCAGCUAGACUCGGGCAAUUCCACUGGGGCAGGCUUUGGGAGGACUUUCUCAGUUUUGUGCCGUUAUUUAAAGAUUAUUUUCUCUCCAUGUUUUCUAUCAAGAGGCGCUGGCACCUUGCCACUUCAGUGCCAAGAAGGUAUCGGAUGGAAUCUUGCCCCCUUCUCCUCCCCUGCUCAUUCCAGUGCGCCUUGUAGACAAGAAAGGACGUUGCCUACCAAGUGGACUAAUUAACCCAAGAGUUUGUAUAUAAUGUAUAUUGCUUUAACCAGCCUCGCCUCCCUGUUGUCGCUUUGGCUUAUGCCUUCUUAAUGUCAACCAAUCAUGGACUGCAGAGUUCACCUUUUUAAAGAAGUAGUACAAAGUUCUUAAUUCGAGUCGGCCCCAGGCUGGCAGGAACUGCUUCCUGGGGCCUCCGGCUUCAUUUCUGUUGGGCUCCAGGCUGGCAACUGGUGCCCCUGGGGCCUGUGGCUUCACUUUGAGUUCCAGGCUUUUACUGGGGCUCAGGCUUUGUUUUUCUAGGUACCAGGAUCGCAGGUGUUGCUGCUGGAGCCUGGGGUUUCACUUCACCAGCCCCUGGGCCGGCAGCUGGUGCUGCUGCUGGGGCCUUGAAUUUCAGUUUGCCAUGGUCCAGGUUUGUGGCUGCAUCCUUGGGUUUCACCUUUUUGUGCUGCAGCCCAGCCGUACCUGUGCUCUCCUUCAGUUUGUAUCAAGAUAUUGAAAAACAAACCAACAUGCAGAAGUGGGAUUUAUUUGGAUAAGACUUUUUUUUUUUAAGGCAAAAUUAAACUCCUUUGACCUCUG